Priapulus caudatus is the source of this 3663-nucleotide messenger RNA. RefSeq lists its product as uncharacterized. The transcript has 25 exons. The coding region runs from base 134 to 3403 and encodes 1089 amino acids. NCBI's taxonomy places the organism in Eukaryota, Metazoa, Priapulida, Priapulimorpha, Priapulimorphida, Priapulidae. The record is from RefSeq and is a predicted model, not a curated record.
UCCUGCAGAGAGAAACUGCGAUGUUUGAUCAUCGAUAUCUGUGUUUUUAUAUAUCCAAUAUCCAUGGUUUGAUGAUGCUGGAUCUGUUAUUACUACUAUUAUGCAUACCAAAUGCAUAAAAUAACGGCUUGAAAUGAGUUUAUUUUGGAAUAAAGGAAGCUUUGCCAAAGAGGCUAUUGAACCACAGAAUCUGAUCAAGAAAUCACUUACUAGUGAACUGGCAAAGGUUAUCAAGUCCCUGCAACACGAGCAGAUCAGCUCAGUAGAGCCGGUUUAUAGUGGAGAUUCUGCAAAUGCAGUUUGCAAUGUCCUGGAAGCUAUUUUCAUACAUGGACUCAAGGACUCCUUCUACAGUAAGGCAUCGUCAGCCAUAAUUGGAGGAGAGAGAAUCCCUGAACCUUCUUUCUGGGACUGUGUAUCAGCGUAUACACACAAGGAUAUCCUUUCACAGAUAGAUCAUCUAAGUCAGAUUUCAACAGAGAUAGGCUACUGCCGGGUUUGGAUUCGGAUGGCUGUCAAUGACAACUUGAUGGAGAGUUAUGUUGAGGCAAUGCAAAAUGAUCAGAAGAACCUUAGGUACUAUUAUUCCCGGUGGGCUUACCUGAGGGACGUCGAAGAACCGGAUAUCAUGAAGCAGCUUCUGCAAGGUUUGAUGAAUUUCAAGUUCAAGUUGGCGUACAAUUCUAGUGUGUUGAACCAGUGGACAGAUACACCUAUAAACCUGGCCAGCCACCAACCAGAGGUACCUGUUGCAAGAGUGGCUUCUCCAGUGCCAUCUGUGGCGAGAGUCGAGAAUGUUAGCAGCCCUCAGCCUUCAUGUGCCCCUGCAAAACCUCAACUACGUGAUAUAAUACCAGCAGAUCUCAGCGAAAGCUCAAUCGAAGAGGUUGGCAUAGCGGAGACCUCUGGAACCGAAAUACCUGAAGCGCCUUCUACUCCUAUGCCUUGGCUGGAGUCUGCUAUCGAGGCGGAACACUAUUAUGGGCAUGUGGACGAGGAGGAUGAACUGUGCAUGUCUCACACUCAAUCUGCGUCGAGCGACACUUGCACUGCGGACGUCUUCGCCGAGCCGGCGGCGCCACCUGUUGUGAACGCCGCCGCCGCGCGGCAGCAGGAUUGGUCGGACUACACAGCAGCCUACGUCGCGAGCACGAUGGACGCGUACGCGCGAAAACACGACGACGACGGCGGCGCCCUCUCCGUCGAACAGCGCCCUCUACGCAAGCACGACGUCGACGUUUUUUUCAUUGUUGGUGAUGUAACGGGGUGGUUUGCUGACGUUUCAGGUCAGACGUACGAUGCUCUGCUGAAGAAUUACGCUCCAGCCGUUACGUCCACUCUCACCAGUAUGGAAGACGGUCUGAUGAAAGACGGAUCAAACUCUGAUGUGUCACCAUCACUGAUAAAGAGCUCCUCUGGCCAGCAGGAGAGUGGGGAUGAGGGUGACGGACAGCUACAGUGGCAGCUAAGUGAUCCCAGCGAUUUCGAGGUGCUGCCUCUGGGUGUUAAUAUCACUUCCGAAAAUGCCGACUUCGUGAGUUUGAUGAAUUUCAAGUUCAAGUUGGCGUACAAUUCUAGUGUGUUGAACCAGUGGACAGAUACACCUAUAAACCUGGCCAGCCACCAACCAGAGGUACCUGUUGCAAGAGUGGCUUCUCCAGUGCCGUCUGUGGCGAGAGCCGAGAAUGUUAGCAGCCCUCAGCCUUCAUGUGCCCCUGCAAAACCUCAACUACGUGAUAUAAUACCAGCAGAUCUCAACGAAAGCUCAAACGAAGAGGUCGGCAUAGAGGAGACCUCUGGAACCGAAAUACCUGAGGCGCCUUCUACUCCUAUGCCUUGGCUGGAGUCUGCUAUCGAGGCGGAACACUAUUAUGGGCAUGUGGACGAGGAGGAUGAACUGUGCAUGUCUCACACUCAAUCUGCGUUGAGCGACACUUGCACUGCGGACGUCUUCGCUGAGCCCGUGGCGCCACCUGUUGUGAACGCCGCCGCCGCGCGGCAGCAGGAUUGGUCGGACUACACAGCAGCCUACGUCGCGAGCACAAUGGACGCGUACGCGCGAAAACACGACGACGACGGCGGCGCCCUCUCCGUCGAACAGCGCCCUCUACGCAAGCACGAAGUCGACGACGACCCCGCGUCGCAUCGUCGUCGUCGUCGUCGCCACGACGACGCCGGGACGUCGCACGCGGGGGAGGAGGAGCCGUCGUCGGAGAGACGGGAGGCGAGGGAGGUGGAGGCAGAGAGGAGGACGGGCGCGGAGCGGAAGGCGAGCGGAAACCAGUUGACGGCGCACGACGGAUGGUCGUCGUCGUUCGAAGACGCGGUGCCGCUGCCGCCGCCGCAGCCGCAGCAGACGCCCAGCAUCGACGACGGUCAGACGUACGAUGCUCUGCUGAAGAAUUACGCUCCAGCCGUUACGUCCACUCUCACCAGUAUGGAAGACGGUCUGAUGAAAGACGGAUCAAACUCUGAUGUGUCACCAUCACUGAUAAAGAGCUCCUCUGGCCAGCAGGAGAGUGGGGACGAGGGUGACGGACAGCUACAGUGGCAGCUAAGUGAUCCCAGCGAUUUCGAGGUGCUGCCUCUGGGUGUUAAUAUCACUUCCGAAAAUGCCGACUUCCGAACACAGAAUCUGCUUGCUAUAGUGGGAAAUAUAUGCAAUGAGAAUGGACUUUAUGCUCAGAAUUAUCAGUGCAUGGGAUGCUCAAGACCCAUUGGAAUGAUUUAUGGCAAAGCGCGAGUGUGUACAUUUGAUGGUGCGUACUAUUGCUAUGAAUGCCACGAGAAUGACGAAAACGUUAUCCCAGCGCGGAUCAUUCACAACUGGGACUUUCGCAAGCACAAAGUUGCAAAAUACACCAAACUUUUGCUCGAUCGCAUCCAGGAGGAGCCACUGUUCGAUCUAGGACGACUGAACCCAUCCAUAUAUGGAGUUGUCAGUGAAAUGCACGACAUAUUGGCUCUCAGAAGACGGUUGAACUUCCUGAAGACGUACCUGUUCACCUGUAAGCAGUCGGUGGCGGACGAGCUGAGAAAGCAGGUGUGGCCGCGAGAAUACCUGUACGAGAACGUACACCUGUACUCCACGUCGGAACUCCUUCAGGUAGAGUCUGGUCUACUGCAGCAGACGCUGAGGCGGCUGGUGGCAUACUGCAUGAAGCACGUCAGCACCUGCCCCCUGUGCACUCAGAAGGGAUUCAUCUGUGAGAUAUGCCACAACCCGAAAGUGAUCUUCCCCUUCGAGGUUUCGACGACGUACCGGUGUGACAAAUGCCAGACCGUCUUUCACUCGGACUGCAUGAACGAGCUGAAGCCGUGCCCCAAGUGUGAACGACGCAAGAAGCGACAGCAGAACGUCGACACGAUAGAUUACGCCUACGUGCCUGACAGCGAAGCGUGAGUGCGGCCAUAGAGGGAGCUAGCGGGCGGGGCUCGAGGUUGGCACGGGGGCAGCGAGCUAGGCGACUUUCGUUCAUUGAGUCGUUAGCAUUCAAUGUCGUCCUGCAGAUGGUGUACCGUAAUGUGACACGAACAGUAGGGCGGGCGUCGUUGGCGAUGCGUUUGCCACGAGAGUAAAUGAUUUCGAUGUUGCAUCUAUACCGAUGAAUCUGGACUUUGCGAUAAGACCGUGGAAGCGAAGUGAAAGUUACAGCGUUUUUU